GCUGGCCUGGCAGGUUGUGAGCCCUAGUGAGUGGAUGGGGGACGUCAGAGCCAGUGGAUGGGGGACGUCAGAGCCAGUGGAUGGGGGACGUCAGAGCCAGCCUCUGGUGGAGUGUCGGCAGGAAGCAGGCAGGACUAUGUAUCACACUUUGUAUCCAGGAAUUCCAACAUCAGUGCAAACAGAAGAAAGCUGGCUUCAAGAACUUUCUGGCAGAAGGCAGAGGAGGAAAAAAACCUCCUCUGUAACUAAGGAUACUGAACAUGAAAAUCUGGCUUCUAAGUUAAGAGAAAAAUGGGUAAUUAAUCCCAAAGAGCGAAAACUGAGUAUUUUAUGUGAGCUGGAGUUUAAAGAAGACUUCAUAACCCUGUUCGAGCCUUCCCUGAGGACCUUGCCGAGCAUCGGGCCACCGUCCGUUCUGCAAUUCAAAGGAGAGAGCUCCAAUUUAGGCAUUAGCUUCAAGGAAGAAGAGGAGGAAAUAGCACUGCAGUGUGAAUUUUGUGGGGGCGAUCUAAGAACAUUUCUUUCCAACAUGGAUGUUUUCUCUGAUGAUGAUAGCUCGGAACCCACAGGUGCCUGCUGUUGCAGUUAUUCUCAAAAUCUGAUUGACUACAUCUAUGAGGAAAAAAAAAAAACCCAAAGCCCUAAAGCUGAAUUAAUCUGUAUUGACCCUCAUGCAGCCCAUGGCAGUGAAGCUGAUAGACUCAAAGCAAAGGAAAAAGCCCUGCGGAGAAAACAGGAGCGACAAAUUGCCAGACAAUUUGCAAUAAUACCAAAUGGACCAGUUAAUUUUUCUGAAGAAGAUUCAAAGCACUUAAAAACAAUUUCUUAUCAACUUUCCGUGGAUAUCCCAGAAAAAGAGCUAACUACUGACAGUCUACUUGAUUUCCUAGUAGAAGAUAGAAACAUUUCCAUUGAUUGCUGUGAUGCUAGAAUAGCAUGUGGAAAGAUGAUGAAGAAUGAGCUCUUAGAGAAGCACUACAAACAUGGGAGCAAGUUUCUGACUUCAUUUCCGGAUGGAACAACGCAAAUAUUCUACCCAUCUGGAAACCUAGCCAUCAUCCGAGUGCCCAACAAAAUCAGUGGUUUCACUUGUAUAGUCCAAGAAGACAUGCCCACUGACCCUGCAAUCUUGGCAUUGCUAGAUUCUUCUGGCAGAAGUUCCUGCUAUCAUCCCAAUGGAAAUGUCUGGGUAUACAUCAAUAUCUUGGGAGGUCAGUAUUCAGAUCAAGCUGGCAACAGAUUAAGGGCUUGGAAUUGGUCCAGUUCUGUUGCUUCCUCACCCUUUGUUUCAUUUAAACCUGUCUUUCUGGCCUUGAACCAUUACAUUGGAGUUCGCAUCUUAGAACAAGACAAGAUUUCAGUCACUUUUCUAGCAAUGGGCCAACAGGCAAGAAUCAGUGUUGGGACCAAAGUGAAGCUACCUAACCCUGAGGAGAUUCCAGUUCUCCGAUACCUGAAUGAGGAUGACCUGCUGCUACUGGCCAAUUUAAUCAAGAUUCGACGCCUGUUUCAUAAACUUGAAGGAUGUGCAAGUUUCCCCUCCAGCCAGGUUUGGGAAAAAUUAAAGCAACCUUCCUACCUUUCCUCACUUUCUCUAAAACUAAUUGCCCUUUGUCACAAUUCUGGUGUAAGGAAAGACACCAUGAAAACAAUAUCAGCUAUAAUAAAUGAAAACGCUUAACAAACGA
This is a messenger RNA of Canis lupus familiaris (dog), 1688 nucleotides long. RefSeq names its product glutamate rich 6 (gene ERICH6). The transcript has 13 exons. The coding region runs from base 35 to 1681 and encodes 548 amino acids. Lineage: Eukaryota; Metazoa; Chordata; Mammalia; Carnivora; Canidae. The record is from RefSeq and is a predicted model, not a curated record.